GAAGAAAUCGCCCUUAGUAUCGACGCCUAACCCAACGGAGUUGCCUGUCUUUGGAUCUUGACAUCUUCUUGCAACUCUUUCGUUUCCCACUUUUCCAUCUCGUCUGCAUUUUCUUGUCCUCCAGCCCGGCCAUGGCUGCUCCCCGACUCUUCCGCCCUGCAGCUCGUCUGCUCUCAUCGCGUCCUACCUCCGCUCCCCUCCGCCCUGCUUUUCGCAAGCCGGUAUAUGCCUCCUUGGCCGUGCGCUCCCAGGGAUACGCCACGGAGAGCGGUACCAAGGAUGUCACCGUUCGCGAUGCACUGAACGAAGCCCUUGCCGAGGAGUUGGAAAGCAACCAGAAGACUUUCAUUCUGGGCGAGGAGGUCGCGCAGUACAAUGGAGCUUACAAGGUGACGAGGGGUCUUUUGGACCGCUUUGGUCCUAAGAGGGUCAUUGAUACCCCGAUUACUGAGGCUGGCUUCGGCGGUCUCGCCGUCGGUGCUGCUCUCGCGGGCCUGCACCCCAUUUGCGAGUUCAUGACUUUCAACUUUGCCAUGCAGGCGAUCGAUCAAAUCAUCAACUCCGCCGCUAAGACACACUACAUGUCGGGUGGUAUCCAACCUUGCAACAUCACUUUCCGUGGCCCCAACGGUUUCGCCGCCGGUGUCGCCGCGCAGCACUCCCAGGAUUACUCCGCCUGGUACGGCAGCAUCCCUGGCCUGAAGGUUGUCUCGCCCUGGAGCUCGGAGGAUGCCAAGGGUCUGUUGAAGGCCGCCAUUCGCGACCCCAACCCGGUCGUCUUCUUGGAGAACGAGCUCAUGUACGGACAGGCCUUCCCCAUGAGCGAGGCUGCUCAGAAGAGUGACUUCGUUCUGCCUCUUGGCAAGGCCAAGAUCGAGCGCCCCGGAAAGGAUCUGACUAUCGUUUCCCUUUCCCGCUGUGUGGGUCAGUCUCUCAAUGCCGCGGCGGAGCUCAAGCAAAAAUAUGGAGUCGAAGCCGAAGUGAUCAACCUUCGGUCCGUGAAGCCGCUCGACGUGGAGACCAUCAUCCAGUCUCUCAAGAAGACCGGCCGUAUCAUGGCCGUUGAAUCUGGUUACCCCAUGUUCGGUGUCUCCUCCGAAAUCCUCGCCCUGUCCAUGGAGUACGGUUUCGACUACCUGACGGCGCCCGCUGUCCGUGUCACCGGUGCUGAGGUGCCCACGCCCUACGCUCUUGGUCUGGAGCAGCUCAGCUUCCCCCAGGAGGACACGAUCGUUGGCCAGGCCGCCAAGCUGCUGCGUUUGUAAAUGGUAUGACAAGAAAACUGGCGCUAUAAAAAGAGGAUAAAUUCUGUUUUGUUUUUGGUAACUUUUUGACCUGUUCCUGUCUACUUUCAAGCUCUAAGUCGUUUUCGUUUCCAUGUUCACUUUUAAAUCUGUACGACUACUGAUUAAUCAACCUUUACAUCUUC
Molecule: messenger RNA, 1429 nt
Organism: Aspergillus campestris IBT 28561
Lineage: Eukaryota; Fungi; Ascomycota; Eurotiomycetes; Eurotiales; Aspergillaceae
Product: pyruvate dehydrogenase (acetyl-transferring) subunit E1 beta
Exons: 4
Coding region: 132-1265 (377 amino acids)
Biological process (GO): pyruvate decarboxylation to acetyl-CoA
Molecular function (GO): pyruvate dehydrogenase (acetyl-transferring) activity
Source: RefSeq, a predicted model, not a curated record